GCGGCCGGCGGAGGUCAGCGAGUUCGGCACUGUCGCGCCCGCCGCUAGGUCCAAUCCGGUCCAGCCAGCAUGUCCAUCCACUUAAGCUCCCAGGUCUUCGGCUCGCACUCCUCCGCCCUCCCCGGGCGCGGCUCGCAGGUGCACCUGAGCUCCGUGCGCCCCGGGGGCUUCAGCAGCCGCAGCCUGUACGGCUUGGGCGCCUCGCGGCCGCGCGUGGCCGUGCGCUCCGCCUACGGAGGCCCCGUGGGCGCCGGCAUCCGCGAGGUCACCAUCAAUCCGAGCCUGCUGGCCCCGCUGCGGGUGGACAUCGACCCGUCCAUCCAGCAGGUGCGCCAGGAGGAGCGCGAGCAGAUCAAGACCCUCAACAACAAGUUUGCCUCCUUCAUCGACAAGGUGCGGUUCCUGGAGCAACAGAACAAACUGCUGGAGACCAAGUGGGCCCUGCUGCAGGAGCAGAAGUCGGCCAAGAGCAGCUGUGUCCCCAGCAUCUUCGAGGCCUACAUUGCUGGCCUGCGGAGGCAGCUUGAGGGACUGCAGCUGGAUGGAGGCCGCCUGGAGGCGGAGCUGCGGAACAUGCAGGACGUGGUGGAAGACUUCAAGAACAAGUAUGAAUAUGAAAUUAACCGUCGCACGGCUGCUGAGAAUGAGUUCGUGGUGCUGAAAAAGGAUGUGGACGCCGCCUACAUGAGCAAGGUGGAGUUAGAGGUGAAGGUGGAUGCCCUGAAUGAGGAGAUCAACUUCUUCAAGACCUUCUAUGAGACGGAGUUGGCAGAACUGCAGUCCCAGAUCUCGGACACGUCAGUGGUCCUGUCCAUGGACAACAGGCGCUCCCUGGACCUGGACGGCAUCAUUGCCGAGGUCAAGGCCCAGUACGAGGAGAUGGCCAACCGCAGCCGGGCCGAGGCCGAGACCAUGUACCAGAUCAAGUUUGAGACCCUCCAGGCACAGGCUCGGAAGCAUGGGGACGACCUCCGUAAUACACGGAACGAGAUCGCAGAGAUGAACCGUGCCAUCCAGAGGCUGCAGGCUGAGAUUGACAACAUCAAGAACCAGGUGGGAGAAAGCCCCCUCCCCCCCGCUUCCUCCUCCCUGUUUCUUGGGGCCUGUGAAGGGCAGCCAUCUGAGAAUGAGGAGCCCGAGGCUCUCCCAGGCUGAGGCUGGUGCAGCUCAAGUCUCGUGGGCCCACUUGUGAGAUCUCCAGGACAGAAUGUUCUUGGCCAGGUCCUGGCUCAGGCCAAAGGGAGGAGAGGAGUCGUAGUUGGGCAUACAGCCUGGGGAGGGAGCCUCAGCCUGGCCAGCCUGAGAAAAACCACCAAUCAUUACCAAACUCGUACUGAGCACUGUCCUCGCACCUCGCUCUGGGUGCAAUAUGCUGUACCUGGGAGCUCACAGUCUGUGGGGAUUGGGGGGACAGAGGCCAGCAGAAACCCUUACGGUGGCUCAUAAGGCCCCGUCCUUCACCUCCCACCGCUGCAUCUCACUGUGCUCCGGCCUCACUAGCCUGCUUCUGGUAUCUUGGAUCUGCCAGGCACGUUCACGCUUCAGAGCCUUUGCCCCUGGUGUUCCCUCCAUCUGGAAUGUGGUUCUCCCAGCUCAGCACAUGGCUACCCCUUUGUCAUCCCUGGGAUUUUGGACACGAGUCCCCUUUUCAGAGAUGGCUUCUCCAACCACUCGGUCAGCAGGGUGUCUGAACUUUCUGGAAGCAUCUAUCACUGAAGUUUUCUGGCUUAUUAAGUGGUUGGCCGUCCCCCACCUCUGCUGAAAUCCAAAUAAUGCCUUGGGAGCCGGUCCCCAUCUGUCUGACUCACCGCUCCUUCUCGGCACCCGGCACGUGGUGGGGCAUGGGCCUCCGAUGACGGACUGUUGGGAGGAUGUGCUGUGUCGCUGGCAGGGGGACAGGCCCUGGCCGAGGUGUGGGGAGGGACGGGGCAGCUCAGCCAGAGCAGGUGUCUGCAGUGGGGAGGGAGGGCAGGUAACCAGUGCUGCAGCUUCAGAGGGCUAAGCUCCAGAUGAGCUGGGGGGAUGGGAUGUGGGGGUGACUUACCCAGAAUGUCCUCCCCUUGGAGCCCCGCAGGCCACUUUACAUAAGGGUGGAAGCUGCCUCCUGGCGCGGAGGCGGGGCUAUGAGUCCCGGUGCCGCGAGGCAGCUUCCAGGCCGGGAGGGGAGGCACAGAAUCCUGAAUGGUGGUUUCCCAGACCCUGCAGCUUCUGCCACAUCUGCUUCUCCUCUUGUACAACGGGGCGGAGCAGGCCCCAGAGUUGGGGUGUCCACCGCCACGGAGGGGCCCCGGGGCAGUGGGAUGAGGCAGUGCCAAGGGGGCACCAGUGUGAUAGGGAAGGGGACCGGCAGGUGGACGAGGGGCAGAGGGCACGCGAGGGGCCUUCUGAAGGAUUAGGAGGGCUGGUAGAGAGGCAGAGCACACCCGGGACAGGGAAGGGUCUGAGGACGGAGAGCGGCUGGUGAGAAGGAAGGGGGAGUGCUGGGUAGGGGUGGGAGUAGUAGCUCUCAGAGCCCAACAGCGGGAGGCCCAGGGCUAGAUAGGUUCCUGGUGUGCGGAUGGGGCACAGAUAGAAGGAAUGCUCCUGGUGGGCAGGAAGUGGCAGCCCCGGCUCAGGUCCAUCGUGAAUCCGACCAACCCGGCCCAAACCAGGGGGCUGCUGGUCACACAUUUUGAGGCUGGGGGGGUUCCAAGCAGUAUCUCUCUGCUCCAAGUCCCCUGUUCUGGGCCUGUUUUGAAGAUGGUUUUUGUUCUUAUCAGCUGCCCAAAAUUUGGGGACUCAACUAAGAUCCCAUGGCUUUGGAUCUCUUCCGGCUGGGG
Leptonychotes weddellii (Weddell seal) is the source of this 2819-nucleotide messenger RNA. The record is from RefSeq and is a predicted model, not a curated record. Lineage: Eukaryota; Metazoa; Chordata; Mammalia; Carnivora; Phocidae.